GCUAUCGUUCUGCGCGCGGUCACAUUCACUGAAUGUGUUUUUCAUUGCGCUGGUUGUUGUUGUGGCGCGAUCGAAUUUGUUUGGAAUUCGGAAGUCAGCAUAAUAUUUUCGAAAGUCUUUUUGGAUACAACCAGCAAAACCGAAAACAGUCGCGGAUUUUCAACAAAGAGCAAGCAUAGAGAAGGAAUAGAGGAGGGCAAGGACGAAAGCAAAGAGAGCUAAACCCCAAACCGUUACUCUGCCCAUGCGCACAGCUGACCUAGAACCUGGCCUAACGGUAAACCGAUUGUGUCUGGACAACAAGCGGAAAUUGACAGCGAACCGGAACCGGAAGUCGCCUAGAAUAGCGGAGCGGAAAGGAAACCAGCCCGCCAUCUGCGGGAGCCGAAAAUCGAAAUCACAGCCCACAAAGGCGAUUCGCAAAGUGUUAUCUUGCUGCUACGCUCACACAAAAUGUUCCAAGUCCUGCCCCGUCCGUCAAGGUCCACGCUCCACUGCGGAGCGGCAGCCGUGGUCACAGUCAUCCUAAUGGCAUGGGUCCGACCGCUGGGCGUGCUGUUCCUGGGACUACUUGGCUACUGGAUCUACUGGACACGCUGCAGCUUCCGCGUUGUGCCCACGGACGAGCUGCGCGGCAAGAUCAACACCUGGCUGCAGAGGAUCGACGACUGGCGCCACAGCAGUCCCAGCAUGUUCUGCUUGGCCAGCAGCGGUUGUCUGGGCACCCUCGCAGUGCUCGGACAUCUUAUCUCCGGCUCCACGCUGGUCCUGACCAUCCUGGUCGUCUCCGCCCUCGUCUCCACCAAGUACAACUUCAAGCUGCUGAAGAUCGAGCACAGGGACUUCCAGUGGUCGGAGAAGCUGAACUACAACAACUUGGAAGCCGAGGCAGAGGAUGAGUUUCUGCCGGACGUGAACGAGUCGAAUCUGUUCGUGCUGGAGCGGGCCAGCGAUGUGGCCACCAUCAGUUCGCCCACCGAAGCCAAUGACGAGGAUGAUGACGAGCGCAGCGACGACAUACCGUCGGAGCUCCUUAUCCCGGAUGUGAUACCCGAGAUUGAUGAGCACUCCACCGACGAGGACGAUGAACUAGCCCCUCUGGCGGCGAAGAGGCAGGAGAAACCGCAGCAGCAGCAGCAGCAUCAGCAACUGGCCAAGGAGACCGAGGAUAUGAACUUCCGAAAAGGCCACUUCAAGCGCGACUCAUCGUUGUCCACCACCUCCUCCUCGUCGGAGGAAAGCCUGUCCAAGGGGCUGCAGUUCCCCGAUCACACCACCGUAGAUGCCAGUGGCAACCCUCAGUUGCGCCAGAUAACCGCUGGACCGGAUGCCGCCGGCGAGCUUGUGGCCCUGGCCGUGAAAACCCAGGCUCAGGCGUUGCUGGCCAACAGCGGGAAGCUGCUGCCCAGCCUUGUCUCCGGCCUGGUGCAAUGGGGAGCAGGUGGUGCUGCCGCAGCCGGUCCCGUCGGCGAUGAAACAGAUGCAAGUCGAGAUCGCGACCAGCAGCGCAUUGUCACCGCCUUGGAUUCGUCGGACGAGAGCGAUUUUGAGAUACUCGAAUCGGAUGACUUCAAGUAAAGAUUGGAUCAAUGCCAAAUCGGCGAUCGGUCCGAUUUGUCGUAUUAUAAAGCUAUUAUCUUAACAUACAUAUGCAUACACACAUAGAACUCAACAAAUCGACAGACAAACGGACAAACAGACAAACGGACAAGAAAACAGACGACGCCAACGAUUGGAGCGGUUCUAUUUUCCCUGGUGGAGAUCAGUUAUAUAUUUUGCUAUACACUAGUGCUAUAUAUACAUAUAUACUAAACUAAUCAUCCAAAACUAUCCUAAAGUUAAGCCAAAAGUUUCCCUAUUUUUCAUUUCCUUUAUCUUGCUUUGUACAUUUUUGUUUAUUACUAUUUUACUUUAUGACUUUAGUUUGUAUUUGUAUUUGUCCUUUGUGUUUAUCUACUGACCACAAGCAGAAGCAACAACGAGCGACGGCACGCAACUUGUACAUAUAUACUACAGAUACACUUACCUAUAUGUAUGGUUUAUAUUGAUGUCGCUGUGAGGGCGCUAAGUUACUUAAUCUGAAUCCAAAUCAAAAGCCUGAAACAGCAAUGAGAAAACCAAAAAAAAGUGGCAAAUAAGAAACGCAAGCAAAAACAUUAAGACAUUUUGGUUCGGUGCUAUCUUAAAACGCAUUCGCCAUAUAACGUAACGUGCACAAAUCACUUCAGCAAUAUACAGAAUCAGAAGACGUUAUCCCCGUUUUGGCGACUUGGCGCUGGCCAUCAUUGUGCGUUGUAAAACAUAAAUUAAACAUUAAAUCCAGUAACACACUUUUUUUGUAUUCUUAAUAUUAUUUGCGCUAUGUAUUUUAAGUUAUGAUUUAAUUUGCGAAACAAAACUAAAUGUGAUUUUGUAAAAACAAAAGAAACUGAAAUAAAAAUCAAAAAGACCUCGAAA
Drosophila teissieri is the source of this 2457-nucleotide messenger RNA. RefSeq lists its product as uncharacterized. NCBI's taxonomy places the organism in Eukaryota, Metazoa, Arthropoda, Insecta, Diptera, Drosophilidae. The transcript is spliced from 4 exons. The record is from RefSeq and is a predicted model, not a curated record. The coding region runs from base 454 to 1578 and encodes 374 amino acids.